Messenger RNA from Carassius auratus (goldfish), 843 nucleotides. RefSeq names its product somatostatin receptor type 2-like. The record is from RefSeq and is a predicted model, not a curated record. Gene Ontology annotation, cellular component: plasma membrane. The transcript has a single exon. Gene Ontology annotation, biological process: phospholipase C-activating G protein-coupled receptor signaling pathway; positive regulation of Rho protein signal transduction. Bases 1 to 843 code for a protein of 280 amino acids. Gene Ontology annotation, molecular function: G protein-coupled receptor activity. Lineage: Eukaryota; Metazoa; Chordata; Actinopteri; Cypriniformes; Cyprinidae.
AUGAAUAACUCUAUAGUGAACUUCUCAUCUGAAGCAUCUACAAACUCCAUUACUCAUUCAUUUUGGUUAGUGAACAGACUGGACAUUUUUCUGUACAGCAUCAAUUUACUGUUCGGUUUCCCACUACACGCUUAUGUGAUCUGGCUCAUCAUCACAGGAACAAGUGGAGUUGCAUCAGGAUUCUUCAGCCUCAAUCUCUCUGUUUCAGAGAUUGGUAACUGUCUGAAUAGUUUGGUGUGCAUAGUUGAUAGUUGUUUAUGGAUUCCUCAACUCAAAACAUUGACAUGGUUUUUAUUAGGUCUAGGCAUUGCUGGUCGUCCUCUGUUUCAGUGUCUGAUCUGUGUUGAGCGUUACCUGGCAGUGGUUCAUCCUGUCACCUUUCUGAAGUACAAACCUCUCAGAUACAGAGUCAUCUGCUCUGCUGGGGCUUGGAUGAUCACUCUUGGCUCUUGCUUGUGUUGUAUGUUUACUGUAAUCUUACAAACCAUUAUAUUUUUGUGGUUCUACUCGAUUCAGUUUGUACUCUUGCUCUUCAUCCAGUUGAUUUGUCUUGUAACUGUUCUCUGGGCUCUGAAGCAGUCAGGACCAGGAGAGAGAGGGAGAGAGAGAAAGGAGGAAAACCACAUGAAGAGAAGAGCAUUUUGUCUCAUUCUAAUAACUACUGUGACCAUGAUUUUUACUUAUGUUCCAUUUACUAUAUCAGGAUUCUCUGUCAUUCACACCCAACAGUUUAUUAAGGAACUUUUUUCUUUUGGAUUUAUUUGUUAUGUGCUGGCUGGUUUUGUUCAGCCUAUUCUUUAUUUGCACCGGUCUGGUAAACUCUUCUGUUUUUGCUCUCCAUAA